Aspergillus wentii DTO 134E9 is the source of this 1182-nucleotide messenger RNA. RefSeq names its product 4-hydroxyphenylpyruvate dioxygenase family protein. The record is from RefSeq and is a predicted model, not a curated record. The transcript has 2 exons. Gene Ontology annotation, molecular function: 4-hydroxyphenylpyruvate dioxygenase activity. NCBI's taxonomy places the organism in Eukaryota, Fungi, Ascomycota, Eurotiomycetes, Eurotiales, Aspergillaceae. The coding region runs from base 1 to 1182 and encodes 393 amino acids. Gene Ontology annotation, biological process: L-tyrosine catabolic process.
AUGGGAGAUGCCAGAGCCCCCCAACGCCCGGUGAGCACCAUAAACCCCAAUUACCUCGGCUUCGACUACAUAGGCUGGUACGUGGGCAACGCCCGGCAAGCAGUGUCUUACUUUGUAAACCACUAUGGGUUCGAGGUUCUUGCGUACCGUGGCCCAGAGACCGGGUCCUACGUGACGACAGCGUAUGUUGUAGGCAAUGGGGCUGCGCGAUUCCUCUUCACGGCGCCCCUCUGCUCGCCAAAUAAUGCAUCGGAUAAGCGCGCCACGCCUGAUGAACACCAGCUCUGCGAGGAGAUCCACACACACGUAGCCAGCCACGGCGAUGGUGUUAAGGACAUUGCAUUCCGGGUGGACGACGUGCACGGCGUGUGGGAGCACGCCGUCCAGAACGGGGCCGAGUCUGUCCGCGAACCGACAGUGCUGAAGGAUGACGGGGGCGAGGUCCAGAUUGCUGCGAUCCGCACCUUCGGGGAUACUAUUCACACGCUUAUCAACCGGUCGGGUUACUCUCGUCCAUUCCUGCCUGGCUUUAAGAGUGUGGAGGGUGGGGAGAAUCGGCCGGCGUAUCUGCCCAAGGUUGAAAUCGUGGAGAUUGAUCACUGCGUUGGCAAUCAGCCGUGGGAUGGGUUAGAUGGGAUUGUCGAUUAUUAUCAAAACACGCUCAACUUCCACCGGUACUGGAGCGUUGAUGACAAGGACAUGUGCUCGGAUUACUCGGCCAUGCGGUCUGUCGUGGUGGCGUCGCCGAACGAGGUGAUCAAGAUGCCGAUGAACGAGCCGGCGCAGGGGAAGAAGAAAUUCGUUGACUACUACAACGGCGCCGGCUGCCAACAUAUUGCCUUCCGCACAAACAACAUCAUCGACGCCGUGGAGAGUCUGAGACAGCGGGGCGUUGCCUUCCUGUCCGUGCCGGAAAAUUACUACACAGACGUGCGGAAGCGACUGGAGCACAUGGGGACCCAGAUCAGGGAGGACAUCGACAAGCUGCAGCAGUACAACAUCCUGAUCGACUUUGACGAGGGCGGCUACCUGCUGCAGGUCUUCACCAAGCACGUUGGCGACCGCCCGACUGUCUUCCUCGAGAUUAUCCAGCGGGAAAACUUUGAUGGCUUCGGUGCUGGCAACUUCAAGAGUCUGUUUGAGGCCUUUGAGCGCGAGCAGGUGCUCCGCGGUAAUCUGUAA